UUGGAUGAUGAUCCUGAAAUUGAUACUGGUGAUGAUGAUGAUGACGAUGAUGAUGAUGAUGGUGGUGGCGGUGGCGGUUGUCAUGCUGAUCCUGACGAGAAGGAAGCUAAUUAUAUUGUUUUUGUCUUUGACGCUACUGUAGUUAUUGUUGCUGAUGAUUAUUAUUCCUAUGUAAGACUGAAAAAAAUGGUUUCUCAUUACUUCUGA
Messenger RNA from Dibothriocephalus latus, 207 nucleotides. Lineage: Eukaryota; Metazoa; Platyhelminthes; Cestoda; Diphyllobothriidea; Diphyllobothriidae. The record is from the annotation of a GenBank genome assembly.